CAGCCUACGGCUGAACAGUUACGCAUUGCUAGCAUGACAGCAGUCAAAACAGAUGCAGAUCCAGAAAUGAUGAAAAAGAUAAAAGAAGUGUCAGACCUCACAGGUCGGUCUGCUGACGAGGCAUACACAGCACUUCAUGACUGCAAUGGGGAUGCCAAUCAAGCUGUCGAUCUAUUGUUUGAAAAAACAAACAAUCAGGUAGUACUGAUUUGUUUUUUGAUAAAUUUGAAAAACAUAUUCUAG
Molecule: messenger RNA, 243 nt
Organism: Helobdella robusta
Lineage: Eukaryota; Metazoa; Annelida; Clitellata; Rhynchobdellida; Glossiphoniidae
Exons: 2
Cellular component (GO): cytoplasm; nucleus
Molecular function (GO): protein binding
Source: RefSeq, a predicted model, not a curated record